UUAAUACAUUAAAUUAUGGUGAUUUAUAUAAAAGAGCAUUAUUUUUUGAUAUACAAAUUAAUAGUGAUAAUGAAAUUGUAUAUUAUAUGACUAUAAAAAUUGAAAAUUCUUCACAAUCAUUUAAUGUUAUGCUUGAUGCUAGAUCUGGGCUCUUUGGAUUUUUGUUAUAUCUU
Molecule: messenger RNA, 173 nt
Organism: Racocetra persica
Lineage: Eukaryota; Fungi; Glomeromycota; Glomeromycetes; Diversisporales; Gigasporaceae
Source: the annotation of a GenBank genome assembly